Messenger RNA from Monodelphis domestica (gray short-tailed opossum), 5328 nucleotides. The record is from RefSeq and is a predicted model, not a curated record. NCBI's taxonomy places the organism in Eukaryota, Metazoa, Chordata, Mammalia, Didelphimorphia, Didelphidae.
GAGCCUGCGCCGGCGCCUCUGGGAGCCAAGCCCCACCUCCUGAUUCCCGGUCCCGCCCAGCCCUGAGGAAGGGGCCACCUCUGCGACGCCGUAUCCGGAACACCCGGUUAAGGCUCGAGGCGGACCUGGGUGUCAGCAUCGAUUCCGUCUGCCCUGGGGUAGCUUGCUGUGUGACCUUGGGUCACCCCUCAAAAUCUCUCCGAGUCCCGAGGUCUUUGCUUUAAAAAUCCCAAUCCUUGGGCAAAAUGACCUACUAAGUCCCUCCACUAAACAUCUAAGUACUGUAUGUGAUCCACCGUAAACCCCUUGAGGGCAGGGCCUUUCAUUUUUUAUGUUUGGUGACCCAGGGCCAUCCCCUGAGAUUACAGUCCAUCUGUGGGCAUCUUGGCUCCGCCUGGCUAUUUAUUGUUGUCUCCAUUAGAAUGAAAGUUCCUGGAGGACAGGCAAGGUUUUUGCUUUUUCUUUGUAUCCCUGGUGUUUAGUGUAGGGUCUGGCACUAGAUAGACAGACAGGCAGGCAGAUAGAGACAGACAGGUAAGUAAAGGGUAAUGAUAGAUGAUAGAGAUGAUACCUAGGUGGGUAGACUGACUUAGAUAAAAUAGAGGGACAGAGGCAGGCAAUAUAUAGAUGGAUUAGAUAAGUAGGUAGAUCGAUGAUAGGUUGAUUGGUAAAUGGUAACAGUAGAUGAUUGAAAUAAUGAUAGGUAGGUGAGUAGAUAGAAACUGACUAGAUUAUAGGUAGAUUGGACAUAUACUAGAUAGAUAAGUCUAGGUAGACAGACUAAACAGAUAGGUAGGUAGACAGACAGGCUCUGGUUAGGCAGGUGGGUAGAACGUAGAUUGAGAGAGAGCACGUUUAAAGCAGUUAACUAAGAUUGAGGCCAAAGUGUUAAUGGCUGCUUUGCUGAAUGAAUGAAUGUCGGAUUUAUAUAUGAGAAAACUGGGGGCAGAGAAAGAACUUUCCCGGCUUGUACAGCUAAUAAGUGGCAGCAGCAGUCUUCAUUUACCCUGUCUUUCUAGUUUGUAUAUAGUAGUUUGCACGUUGUUCCUCCGCUUAGCAGGUGAGUUUCUGGAGGGUAGGGGCUGCUUUUGCUCUUUUGUACAUUAGCCUAGUCGUAACCAGCGCUGGCUGACUGACUCUGGAGACCGCAGUGCGGCUCUGGCGCCAGCACCUGCAUCUCCCUAGCUAUGAGUAUGUACGUGUCACUUUCCAGGGAAGGGCGGUGCUAGGCUGCAAGCGGUAGUUAUAGACAGGGAAGGCGGUUUCCAAGCCGGCAGUUUGAACUUGUAGCACCUUUUCCAGCACGGAAGUUCCACGUGUUUCUGAUGAAUAAGCGUCCCGGGAGGAGGAAACUGGAGGCGGUGCUAGACUCUAGGCCCCAACAUCUAAUUGACUGCCUUCGGUUAGGCUCCGCCCCGAUCAGGGAAGUCCAACCUCGGGAACAACAUCUCUGAUUCUGAUUGACUGCAGAUCAGCCCAAGCCCCGCCUCCUCUCCGCUCCAAUUGGCUGUUGCCCUCUCCAGGCCCAUGGCCGCUCCCCAGCCAUAGUAUGGCUUCCUCGCCACCGCUCCCUAAGAAGAAUUCGGAGUACCGGGAGACCCAGUACUGGGACGAGCGCUACCGGCAUGCACUGGAUACCGCCCCCUACGAGUGGUUCGGCAACUUCGAGGCCUUCCGGGACCUCUUGGAGCCCGAGCUGCAACCGGAGGAUCGGAUCCUAGUGCUAGGCUGUGGGAACAGCGCCCUGAGCUAUGAGCUUUGGCGUGGGGGCUUCCCCGACGUGGUCAGUGUGGAUUACUCUCCAGUCGUGGUGGCUGCUAUGCGGGACCGCUACGCCCACGCCCCCUCGCUGCGCUGGGAAACCAUGGACGCCCGAGCCCUCAGUUUCCCCACGAGCUCCUUUGAUGUGGUGCUAGAGAAGGGGACCCUGGACGCUCUGCUGGCCGGAGAACGAGACCCCUGGGCAGUGUCUGCUGAGGGCAUCCAGACUGUGGAGGAAGUACUCAGGGAGAUGUUGGAGUAUAAGCGGGCCACUCUUCGGGAUGACGAGGCUCCAGAGCCUUCGCCAGAUGGCAUUGCCUCUCCGGACACUGUGGAGGUGGGCUUCCGAAAAAGGGCAGGACAUCUCCUGGGCUCCCGAACACAGCUAGAACUGGUUUUAAUGGGCAUCUCUAUGCUGCUGGGCAUCUUGCUCUUGGGUUGUUCCAUUGCCCUAGUGGUCCAGUACAGCCAAGCCACAGGCUCAUUAAAUAACAUCUGCCUGACAGAAGCCUGCAUUCGCGUGGCUGGGAAGAUCCUAGAGUCUCUGGACCGUGAGGUGAGCCCUUGUGAAGACUUUUACCAAUUCUCCUGUGGUGGCUGGAUGCGACGAAACCCACUCCCUGAUGGGCGUUCCAGGUGGAAUACCUUCAACAGCCUCUGGGACCAGAAUCAGGCUGUGCUGAAACAUUUACUUGAGAAUGAGACCUUCAACUCUAGCAGCGAGGCAGAGCGCAAGACCCAGCGUUACUAUCUCUCCUGCCUCCGAGAGCCACGAAUCGAGGAGCUGGGGGCCCAGCCCCUCCGAGACCUCAUUGACAAGAUCGGGGGCUGGAACAUCACGGGACCCUGGGCCCAGGACAACUUCAUGGAGGUGCUGAAGAUGGUGUCUGGCACCUACCGGGCCAGCCCGUUCUUCACCGUCUACGUCAGUGCUGACGCCAAAAGCUCUAACAGCAACGUCAUCCAGGUAGAUCAGUCUGGCCUCUUUCUGCCUUCCAGGGAUUACUACCUGAACAGAACAGCCAAUGAGAAAGUGCUCGAAGCAUACUUGGACUACAUGGUGGAACUGGGCACUCUGCUGGGGGGCCACCCUGACUCCACCAGGGAGCAGAUGCAGCAGGUGAUAGAGCUGGAGACAGAGCUGGCCAACAUCACGGUGCCCCAGGACCAGAGGCGGGACGAGGAAAAAAUCUACAAUAAAAUGAGCAUCUCUGAGCUGCAGGCCCUGGCCCCCUCAGUGGAGUGGCUGGAUUUCCUAUCUUUCGCCCUGUCGCCCCUGGAGCUGGGAGAUGCAGAGCCCGUGGUGGUAUAUGGGACCGACUAUUUGCAGCAGGUGUCAGAGCUCAUCAGUCGCACAGAGAGAAGCAUUCUGAACAAUUACUUGGUUUGGAACCUUGUCCAGAAGACUGCUUCCAGCCUAGACAGGCGCUUUGAGGUGGCACAAGAGAAGCUGAUGGAGACUCUCUAUGGGACUAAGAAGUCUUGUACACCCCGCUGGCAGACCUGUAUCUCCAACACUGAUGAUGCUCUUGGUUUUGCCUUGGGAUCCCUUUUUGUGAAAGCCAUGUUUGACCGUGAGAGCAAGGAGAUUGCAGAGGGGAUGAUCAGUGAAAUAAGGACUGCCUUUGAAGAGGCCCUGGGACAGUUGGUUUGGAUGGAUGAGAGGACACGGCAAGCAGCCAAAGAGAAAGCUGAUGCCAUCUAUGACAUGAUUGGCUUUCCUGACUUUAUCUUGGAUCCCAAAGAACUGGAUGAUGUUUACGAUGGUUAUGAAGUUUCAGAAGAUUCUUUCUUCCAGAACAUGUUGAAUUUGUACAACUUUUCUGCCAAGGUGAUGGCUGACCAACUUCGCAAGCCUCCCAAUCGGGACCAGUGGAGCAUGACCCCACAGACGGUGAACGCCUACUAUCUUCCGACCAAGAACGAGAUUGUCUUCCCCGCUGGCAUUCUGCAGGCCCCCUUCUAUGCCCGAAGCCACCCCAAGGCCUUGAACUUUGGAGGCAUCGGCGUGGUGAUGGGUCAUGAGCUGACACAUGCCUUUGAUGACCAAGGAAGGGAGUAUGACAAAGAGGGGAACCUCCGACCUUGGUGGCAGAAUGAAUCCCUGGCCGCAUUUCAGAACCACACAGCUUGUAUGGAGGAGCAGUAUGGACGGUACCAGGUCAACGGUGAGCGGCUCAAUGGACGGCAGACAUUAGGCGAGAACAUUGCCGACAACGGGGGUCUCAAGGCUGCUUAUAAUGCUUACCAAAUGUGGCUGAGGAAGCACGGGGAGGAGCAGCACCUCCCAGCUGUGGGAUUCACUAACCACCAGCUCUUCUUUGUGGGAUUUGCCCAGGUGUGGUGCUCUGUGCGCACUCCUGAGAGCUCUCACGAGGGCUUGGUGACGGACCCCCACAGCCCUGCCCGCUUCCGAGUGCUGGGCACUCUCUCCAAUUCCCGGGAUUUCCUUCGACACUUCAACUGCCCCGUCGGCUCUCCCAUGAACCCCGGGCAACUCUGCGAGGUGUGGUAGGGGCCGAGAGCCGGCUGUGCCCCCAGACGGCCCUUCCCUGCAGCUGGCGCCCUUUGCCCGCCCCGGGGCCCUGGGCCUUUCUGCCAGGGAGCCAGACGCUGGGGCGGCAGUGCCAGGCUGUCCUCUCCCCAGAGCCUGGCAUCCAGCUAAAGCUGAGCGAGCCCCAGGCCUUGCUUCCCUCUGCUGACUGUGAUGCCGUACCCGCAGGUCCCCGUCCCGACCCCUUCUCUUCACCACCACGAUGUGCCACUGGUUGGAGGCGGUAACUCAGGCCUGAGCUGAGCCCCUCCUUCGUUCACUGUGACAGCCUCUUCUUCCUGCAGAGGGCUUGUUUCCAGCCUAGAUGCUAGCCAGAUUUCUGGGGGGCUGGGAGGGUAGAAAGCCCACUCAGGGGGGAGCUCAGCAAAGGAUGUAGGGAUUGAUGGGCUCUGUCUGGAACAAGAUCUGGGUCCCCUCCCUCCUGCAUUAAAGGAGCUGGCCCCCUGGAAGGACCUGUGUGCUGAUGGUCUGAGUGGCCCCCUGGGCAGGGGUCUCCUGACUCGGCAGGGGCUGGGGUUUGAGAGCGACGAGGGCACCACGUUUCAGGGGUGUGAAGGAACGUCGCAAAGUAGUCCCUGGGCCCUCUGGCAUCCCCAGAAAACUCACUGCCUUCCUCAGGAACCCAGACAGAGCCUGGCUGGGUCUCCAUUUGGUCCCUGGGUCAGGAGUUGGUCCUCAGCGCCCCUGUACCUGGCCUGGGCAGCUGCCCCUGGUCCUGCCACUCCCAGCUCCUGCUGUCUCCCCUGCCCUGGGGACGGCUUCGAGUUGGAGUCUCCAUCCAGAACGCCUUUGCCCAAGGCAUUCCUGCUCAAGCUGAGGGAAGGGGUAGGAGGGAAUGUAGACAACCACAGUGUCUUAGGCUGCAGGCUUAGGCGGUCCCCCAGAAACCCCAGCUCGGGCAGAGGGAGGAGGGGAGGGGGUUGGGCAGAGUUUAUUUUUACAUGGAUGGUGGGAGGGGAAGAAGGUGGUCUCCAUCCUACAAUGAUACUUUGCCAAUAAACAAGUGUAAAUCA